Molecule: messenger RNA, 2226 nt
Organism: Striga hermonthica
Lineage: Eukaryota; Viridiplantae; Streptophyta; Magnoliopsida; Lamiales; Orobanchaceae
Source: the annotation of a GenBank genome assembly
AUGGAGAAGAACAGAGAACCGGAAUCAGCUCCGCCGUCUGCGUCGGAGGCGGCGGCGCCUCCGGCCGAGGAGCUCCUUAAGAAGAUUGAGGAGUUGGAGUUAGGUCAUGCUCACCUGAAGAAGGAGAUCUCCAACUUCAUGUCCUCUUCAGUAGCGGCUGAUAAUCGCGGCAAGCAGAGGUCCCACUCCACCUCCCCGAAGCGGUGGAGAACGGGCGGCGGAGAUGGAAGCUUUGUGUCGGCGUUGAGGAAGAGCUCGGCCUCUCGGCACGCUUCGCCGUUGCAGAGGGAGAGCCGCGAUAGGGCGGAGUCUUCGGCCGGAGGUGGAACAUGCGUCGGGGCUUCGGCGAUGACGUUCAGUGAUAAUCAGUACUUGAACAUAUUGCAGUCCAUGGGGCAAUCGGUGCAUAUAAUUGAUCUGAACUGCCGGAUAAUUUACUGGAAUAGAAGCGCAGAGAAUCUCUACGGAUACUCGGUCUCAGAGGUUCUAGGACAGAAUGGAAUUGAGCUACUGGCUGAUCCUCGAGACUUUUCUAUGGCUACUGAUAUUGUGCAACGUGUGGCCUCGGGUGAGAGUUGGACUGGGCAAUUUCCUGUAAAAAACAAAAGAGGGGAUAUUUUUUUGGUCAUUUCAACUAAUACCCCUUUCUACGAUGAUGAUGGCACUUUAGUCGGAAUUAUAUGCGUAACAAGUGACUCUAAACCUUUUGAAGAAACAAAUGCAGUAAUAUCAGAACUGAGGGGCUUGGCGGAAGACCCAGCUUCUAGCAAGCCUAGAAACACUGUUGCAGCCAAAUUUGGAUUUGAUAAUCAGCAGCCUCUACAGGCAGCAAUCACCUCCAAAAUCACGAACUUCGCCUCUAAAGUCAGUAGCAAGGUUAAAUUGAAAAUGAGGCAUACAGAGAACAACUUAGAUCAUGAAGGUGGUGGUGAUUGUUGUCAACAUUCAGACCGUGGUUUAUCAGACGAUGGAGCUUCAAGCGGGGCUAAUACCCCUAAAGGAGAAGUGCAACCCACGCCAUUUGGAGUGUUCUCCUGUGCUAGCCUUCCCCCAGGUAGACCAUCUCGAGAUUCUGAGGAUGAGAGUGAGAGCAAACCUGGAAUUUCGAGGAUCCUAAGCUCGAAGGCAGAGGCUUGGAUUGCUAAUAAAGGCCUGUCAUGGUCCUGGAAGGGAAAUGAGCAGAAUUCUUCCAAAUUUGGCUGGCCGUGGUUACAUCAGGAUCAAGUAUCAGAAAAUCAGGUUUCUGAAGCUAAUUAUACAGCUAACCCUGAAGCUUCAGGGUCUUGGUCCUCCUCGGCCAAUGUUAAUAGCAUGAGUAGUGUGAGUAGUUGUGGGAGUGCAAGCAGUGGUGCUGUAAAUAGAGUUGAUGGAGAUAGCGACUGCUUGGACUAUGAAAUCUCGUGGGAGGAUUUGACUAUUGGAGAACAAAUUGGGCAAGGUUGUUGUGGAACUGUGUAUCACGCUCUGUGGUAUGGAUCGGAUGUCGCUGUGAAGGCUUUCUCAAAACUAGAAUAUACGGAUGAGCUAAUAUUUUCCUUUCGGGAGGAGGUUUCACUUAUGAAAAGGCUUCGACAUCCAAAUAUUCUCCUCUUCAUGGGUGCAGUUACUUCUCCUGAACGUCUUUGCAUUGUUACAGAGUUCCUUCCUCGUGGAAGUCUUUUGGGGUUACUACAAAAGAGUACCUCAAAAUUUGAAAUGAAACGGCGUAUUAGCAUGGCUUUAGAUGUUGCAAGAGGUAUGAACUACCUUCAUCAUUUCAAUCCGCCUAUAGUUCACCGUGAUUUGAAGUCUUCAAAUCUUCUUGUUGACAAAAAUUGGUCGGUCAAGGUUGGUGAUUUUGGCCUUUCCCGUCUUAAACAUGAAACGUAUUUGACAACCAUGUCAGGCAAAGGAACGCCUCAGUGGAUGGCCCCUGAAAUUCUGCGCAAUGAACCUGCAGAUGAGAAGUCUGAUGUAUAUAGCUUCGGAGUGAUACUAUGGGAACUUGCUACACACCGGAUCCCAUGGGAUAGACUCAAUUCGCUGCAGGUGAUUGCCGCCGUGGGCUUCAUGAAUCAACGGUUAGAUAUCCCAGAGGAUGUUGAUCCUUGUUGGGCUUCUAUGAUAGAAAGCUGCUGGCGUGAACCACAAUCCCGUCCUUCAUUCCAAGAAUUGGUGGAGCAGCUGAAGGAGAUGCACAAACAAUGCAUGAUUCAAUUGCGUGCUGCUGCAAGAAAGGAACAGUAG